AUGUGUUCACCGAUAAUACCUGAUGAGACAAUCCUAAAUCAAAGGAAAAAAAGUUUUUCAACAAAAUCUUCAACACCUCCACAACAACAACCACAAUAUUACAGUACUCCUAGUCACUCUCAUUUACCUCCUCCCCCCUCAUCAUUACAAUUUUUACAACGUCGCAAUUCUCGUCAACCAACACCUCCAGCAAUAUUUUCCCCAAAAUUUGAGCAAGAUUAUGCCCAACAAAAAGAAAUGGCUAAAAUAUUUCAUUAUACUCCCCCUCCUCCCCCUCAACAUUCUUCCUCUUCUUUUUCGUCUUCUGGGCAUGAUUCCUCUGCAUCAACAUCUUCAAAGGCUGGAAUUUCUUCUAAAAUACCUCAACAGAAUUUGACAGCAAUACAAAAACGAAGAAAACAACAAUUUGCGUCUGCAUUUGAACAAGUGCCUAAAAUGUAA
Meloidogyne enterolobii is the source of this 441-nucleotide messenger RNA. NCBI's taxonomy places the organism in Eukaryota, Metazoa, Nematoda, Chromadorea, Rhabditida, Meloidogynidae. The record is from the annotation of a GenBank genome assembly.